Messenger RNA from Rosa chinensis, 1219 nucleotides. RefSeq names its product bark storage protein A. Gene Ontology annotation, molecular function: catalytic activity. Bases 47 to 1099 code for a protein of 350 amino acids. The record is from RefSeq and is a predicted model, not a curated record. Gene Ontology annotation, biological process: nucleoside metabolic process. The transcript is spliced from 5 exons. Lineage: Eukaryota; Viridiplantae; Streptophyta; Magnoliopsida; Rosales; Rosaceae.
AUCUAUCUACCUCUAUCUUCGUUUGUGGCGCCCUGAAUAUAUCAAAAUGGGGGUAGCUUGGCCCUGCGUGGUUGUUUAUGCUGUGAGCAUCAGUUUGAUGAUGCUCAACGGAGCAAGUGCUGCACUUUCUAAAGAGACACUGGAAUUGAUAGCCAAGGCUAACGAGAAUGGCCCUUAUUUAGGCUUGGUCAUUCCUAAUUCUUUCGAGAUGGAUCCUCUCCUUCAAUCUCCAAACUUCACUUCCUCUAAUUUGACUAUAGAUUUUUCUGGAAGGAGAUUUCGGUUUGGAACGAUUACUGAAAAAAAAGUCAUAUUAGUCAUGACCGGACUUGCCAUGAUUAAUGCAGGAAUAGCCACUCAGCUCUUGCUAAGCCUAUUUGAUAUAGAAGGAGUGGUGCAUUAUGGCAUAGCUGGCAAUGCAAACCCAAGUCUCCAUCUUGCAGAUGUGGUCAUUCCUCAGUAUUGGGCCCAUACUGCUCUUUGGAAUUGGCAGAGAUAUGGAAAUGGACCAGAAGAUGAGCUACCCCUUGAAUCACAAGGAGACUACACCAGAGACAUUGGCUACUUAAAAUUUGCAAAUUAUACAGUCAAUGUGACAGAUGGAAGCUCAUACGACAACCUAUUGAACAAUAUCUGGUAUCAACCGGAGGAAGUCUUCCCCAUCAAUGGAACUCCAGAACAAAGAGAGCACGCCUUUUGGAUCCCUGUUGAUCCAUUCUACUAUAAAGUUUCCCAAAAGCUAGAGGAUGUGAUACUAGAAGGUUGCCUAAACUCAACGACGUGUUUGUCACAUACACCAAGAGUGACAAGAGUCCAAAGGGGAACAAGUGCAAGCAUUUACCUAGACAAUGCUGCAUAUCGCGACUUCAUAUAUCAUGAGUUCAACAUAACUCCGGUGGAUAUGGAAAGUGCUUCUGUUGCUUUAAUAUGUCUUCAGCAAAAGGUGCCUUUCAUUGUCAUCAGAGCACUCUCUGACUUGGCUGGUGGUGGGUCUGCAGAUUCAAAUGAGGCUGACACUUUCGUCACUCUUGCUUCCAAUAAUUCAGUCACAGUUCUUUUGGAAUUUGUCAAACACUUAUCUGCUGCUACUAUCUCAUGACUGAGCAGCAUCGAUGUUUAAUGAUGUUUAAAGUUGUGGUGAUGAAAAAUGAUGUAGUGAUGCAUGCCCCAGCUUGCUAGUUUGCCUCUCUAAUUAUUGAAAUUUUGAUUUAUUCGGAAA